Chara braunii is the source of this 2870-nucleotide messenger RNA. The record is from the annotation of a GenBank genome assembly. NCBI's taxonomy places the organism in Eukaryota, Viridiplantae, Streptophyta, Charophyceae, Charales, Characeae.
GGGCUCUUUUUCCCAACACGCUCGAGUACCUGAGAUAGGACGGACCGGAAGGGGUACAUUGCUUCGCCACGUUGGCGGAGAAGGGAGGACAGAGAGGACGUCUACAUUUGCACGCCAUCCUGCAGCGGAGGCAACGCAGGAGCGAUUAGUUGAAGUGGAGGAAGUUUUCGAGGCGGCUGUAGAACUUCCAAUCGAGGACUUCACGUCUGCCUCGGAGGAGUGCAAGAGGGAGGGCACGUCGGUCGAAAGAGGUAAAGGCGGGAAAGGCGGUACAGGCGGGGAAGGGAGGCACUGUUGGCUUAUUCCGGACCACCUUGCUCUUUACGUAGUGAAGGCGAAGGAGGACGUGGACGCUGAUACCGAUGGCGGGAAGAGUAUCCCGAUCCGUCUCGUCCAUGGCGGCUAUGGCGGCGCUGCUGCUACUGGCCUUAAUGCAGUUCGCCAUCCACGGACAUGCUGCGUCCCCGCCUCCUGGUACGGUGAAGAUCGAGGGUUUCAGUUACAACGGCGAUGGCUGCCCACCUGGUUCCGCCGAGGGCUCAGUGUCCGAUGAUGCGAGAGCGCUCACCGUCAUGUUCAGCAAGUACACUGCCACGACAGACGCUGGCAAUUCCGGUCUGAGGAGGGCGUGCACGGUGACGGCCGUGCUGAGUUAUCCGCAAGGGUUCCGCUUUCACCUGGUGGACGUCACGCUGCGCGGGUACGCCAAGCUGGACGCUGGCGUGACCGGAACCAUUCAGACCAGUUACUAUAUCUCCGGGGUAAAAGGGACGGCACGAGCUAGGCGCGUCAUCCCCGGCGCGUUCGAUGACAACUUUGAGUACACGGACAGUUUCGCUGCAGCCGUCUACAGCGAGUGCAACAGCGUCAGGAACCUCCAGCUCGUCUCCGAAGUGCGAGUGAGUCCUGCGAAGCCACCGAAAAGCGGCCUCUUGACCAUCGACUCUCAGGAUCUUCGGCUCACGGAAGUCUUCGCCAUCACCUGGGAGUCCUGCUAAACCCCAGGCCACUGCCACCUUGUCGGCUCGGCACGUAGCAACCGACGAAACUAGGCUACAUGCUCACGGAGCACUUCCGUAGCGAAAUCAUCCUGUGCAUGUCCUCGGGUGCGACUGUCGGUGUAGAUUCUGUAUCUCUGCAAAACUCUCGACUUGUACUCAUAAUUUUUGUAUAGGUCGGUUAAUAGUAGGCGUAGCUGGUGGAGGCAGUUGAGGACUCGAAUUUCUGCUGAUUUGAAGGACUUUCCAUCGCUCAUGUGGGAGUAACUAGAUCCCAGACGGACUAGCCAAGGCACCUCUCUCUCCCUCUAUCUCUAUCUGUGUGUGUGUGUGUGUGUGUGCGCGUGCGUGUGUUGCGCGCGUGUGCGUGCGCACCCGCGCUAAGGCGGAGCAUCUCUCUUUCUGUGUAUCUCUCGUUCUCGCCGUGUGUGCGGUCGUGAUUUGAUGCUUACCACUCGGUUUACGACGGUGUUCUUUGAGCUGCGGACGUAGUUAGACGAAUCUCGACCUUGCGGAAAAGUAUAGGAUUCGCCCAUGACUUAGCGGUAUAGCAUAUUGUCACUCUUAUGAAAUUCGAGGAAUGAGAUGUGGAUAAAGCCACUGAGCUUUCUUUCACGUCGUCGCUUCUUCCCGUAACCUAUGCGCUUUAUAUGCUCUUUGGAUUUGUCAGUUUUCACUUCACAGCGGCCGUGUUGUCUUUUUGUCACUGAAGACAGAACGAACGUGUUUUUCUUUUCCUUUUGAACUCUCCCACUCCCUUUUUUUGUGGACCAUCUCUUGGUCGGCGCGUGCAAUUCUGUCGGUCUUCUGUUCAUCCUGCCUUGCCCAUCCAAGAGUUUCGUGUCUGAAUUUCAUGAGUGAAUUCGCUCACUUACUGACAAUCCAUCCCCCCGCCUUCAGCCCCGCAGUGGAAAGAAAAAUCAUUUCCCUUUGGUUAGUCCGCUCCUUCUCCUGCGCUCGGUUUUGUCGCGUUGGUUGAGGCUGCUCGCUCAUGCUGAUGUUUUUUUUCAUCUCGUUUUCUCUGUUUUGAUUUUUGUCGCUUGUAUUAAUGUUUUCCCCAUCUCGCUCGCUUUCGACUUCCCACGAACUCCUCUCGUUCGUUUUUCCUUUCGAAUCCGAGUGUGUGUGAAGUAUCCCUUUACCCGCUUCGGGUGAGCUUUCGCUUACAUGCUGCUUUCAUUUCAGAGCGGGAUGAUAUACUCAAGUCAAUGCCGUGGAUCCUAUGGGUGCAAGAGCUUUUCCUUCUCUUUACCUCCGUCCUCUCACCCACUCCACUGGCUCGAAAACUGAAUUACGAAGCAAGCAGAGUAGAGGGCCAUAUGGUAGACGUGAUUAUCUCGUACUGCUGGCAUAUAUAUAUAUAUAUACAGCCCCUCGUUUGUUGUCCUCUUCUCUCUCUCUGCCUACGGUUUACCGGGCAGUUCUAUUUGUGACGAUAUAUACAUACAUAUGUAUAUGUAUCAAACCGAGCUGGCCCGUGAGAGAGAGAGAGAGAGAGAGAGAGAGAGAGAGAGAGUAGGCUACGUGGUUCUCCCAGCAGUGUACUCCGGGCAAGUCGCCCGGGGUCAUUUGCACGGGGCACCCUGGGCAAGAAAGUAAGUUUAAAACGGCCUUUCUUUUUUUUUGGGUUUUUGGGUGCAGGUUUUCUGAGCAUGGCUAGAGCCCAAAUCCAGGAUCCUUUCUUUUUUCGAGCGUCGGUACUAAAGAGGGGAAGACACCCGGGGUUGAAGGGGUGCCUUUGUCUGUUUCUGUUGUUUUGUUUAUUAUUCUGGGACUCCAAGAGGAAUUCUGAUGUAACCCUCACGUGAUCGGACAAAAAAUCACUGGAGGAUAACUUCGGUUUAAACGUAUAAAUAAACAUGGUGUAAUGUU